CCGAGCCAGGCGUGGCUCCAGGCCUUUCCACCGGGACUCUGCGCGUGCGCCCGCCCGGCAGCUGGCGGCCGCGGUGUCCGCUGCAGCCUGCCGCCAGGUUGUCGCGCCGAUGCAUGGGCAGCAACGCGGGCCACGAUGACAGACUACGGCGAGGAACAACGCAAUGAAUUGGAGGCUCUGGAGUCCAUCUACCCCGACUCCUUCACAGUGUUAUCAGAAAACCCACCCAGCUUCACCAUUACCGUGACAUCGGAGGCUGGAGAAAAUGAUGAAACUGUCCAGACUACUCUCAAGUUUACAUACAGUGAAAAAUACCCCGAUGAGGCUCCCCUUUAUGAAAUAUUCUCCCAGGAAAAUCUAGAAGAUAAUGAUGUCGCAGACAUUUUAAAAUUGCUGGCUUUGCAGGCGGAGGAGAAUCUCGGCAUGGUGAUGAUCUUCACCCUCGUGACAGCUGUUCAGGAAAAGUUAAAUGAAAUAGUUGAUCAGAUAAAAACGAGAAGAGAGGAAGAAAAGAAACAGAAAGAAAAGGAAGCAGAAGAAGCAGAGAAGAAACUGUUCCACGGCACUCCUGUUACAAUUGAGAAUUUCUUGAGUUGGAAGGCCAAGUUUGAUGCAGAACUCCUGGAAAUUAAAAAGAAACGAAUGAAAGAAGAGGAACAAGCAGGGAAAAAUAAACUAAGUGGGAAACAAUUAUUUGAAACAGAUCAUAAUCUUGACACAUCUGAUAUCCAGUUUUUGGAGGAUGCUGGGAACAACGUGGAGGUGGAUGAGUCACUGUUCCAAGAAAUGGAUGAUUUGGAGCUGGAGGAUGGUGAGGAUGAUCCUGACUACAAUCCUGUUGCCCCAGGGAGUGACUCCUCAGACUGAUGGACUGUCCCUGUCUCCAGCGAGGCGUGACCGCCACAGCAUCUGUGGCUAUGCUGAGGGGGUUUGGAUCUUCCUUUCGUUUUUUUCUAAGAAAAAACAUAUUUUUCAGGAGCAUAUUCUUCUGAUAGCUUUCAUCAUUAAACUUAAUAAACUGCCCAUAAAAUUUCAAAUAUAAAA
Molecule: messenger RNA, 1044 nt
Organism: Apodemus sylvaticus (European woodmouse)
Lineage: Eukaryota; Metazoa; Chordata; Mammalia; Rodentia; Muridae
Gene: Rwdd1
Product: RWD domain containing 1
Exons: 7
Coding region: 136-867 (243 amino acids)
Biological process (GO): cytoplasmic translation
Molecular function (GO): protein binding
Source: RefSeq, a predicted model, not a curated record